Molecule: messenger RNA, 904 nt
Organism: Beta vulgaris subsp. vulgaris (sugar beet)
Lineage: Eukaryota; Viridiplantae; Streptophyta; Magnoliopsida; Caryophyllales; Amaranthaceae
Product: mitotic-spindle organizing protein 1A-like
Exons: 2
Coding region: 249-482 (77 amino acids)
Biological process (GO): mitotic spindle assembly; microtubule nucleation by interphase microtubule organizing center; gamma-tubulin complex localization
Cellular component (GO): centrosome; interphase microtubule organizing center; gamma-tubulin ring complex
Source: RefSeq, a predicted model, not a curated record
GUAUAGCUACAUUACAUCCUCUAUUCCUCUCCUCUAGUUUGUACUUUGUACUACUACAGUCUACAACUCUACAAGUUCGCCACCAAAUUUCAAAAACUAAAAACCUUAAUACCGUGAUUCUUUCUUCUACCUUUGCACUUCACUGUCGAAGAGCCCUAAAACCCCAAAAUUGAAAUCGGAAAACAACCAUCUAAAAAGAAAAACUCACACAAUUCAACUCCACAACCGCACAAUUCACACACACAACAAUGGAAACAGAAGCAACACGCAACGCAAAGGAUUCAUUAGAGCUAGUAUUUCAGAUGUCAAACAUCUUAGACACAGGACUUGAUCGUCACACAAUCUCUCUCCUAAUUGCUCUUUCUGAUCUGGGUUUCAACCCUGAAGCUCUUGCAGCUCUUGUCAAAGAACUUCCAGGUGGAACAACAACAACAACAACAUCCAACAUUUCUUCAUCUACUUCAGCAAAUUCCUCUUCUUAACAUCGGCCGAGGGCGGGGUGGUCUAUGAUGCAAGUGAGCAUGGGUAGCCCGUACACGGUGAGGAACUGGAGCAGGGCUCGGAGCUUCACCUUCGACGAAAUUCGGUGAAGGAGACGGUGCAGGUGAUCCAUUCUCUCUUGGUUUUAUUCUGUUGUGAAGGGUUUUUAGUCCAAGCAAAACCCUGAACUUUUCCAACACUAAAGCUUCUAUUUUAUCACUAUCAUCCUCCCCCGAAACGGCUUUGAUCCUAGAUUCAUUUCUAUCAUCAUAUUCAUGUAAACUCUCUGUUUCCUGCCAGGAAGCAUUCACCAUUAAAAUGCCCAUGUUCUGAUCUGUACUGAUAAUAAUGAACAUAAUCAUUAUCAUCGUCAUCAUCAUCAUCAUUUUAAUGGAGAACAUUUUAUGGGUGCUUUUCAUUUUUA